UUAGAAAUUCCGGAAUGUACAGAACCCGACGUGUCCUUUUUGUGCAUGAAUGUUCUCGGCCACAUCGUGGAAAACUCUGGAAAUUUUGUGGAAAUACAAAUAGACAUAGGACUUUCUUCGUCCAAGUCAACGAGCCGGAUCCGCACUGCUGGAAAAGCAUGGAAGCCCUCACGGACAAUGAGAAAUGUCGGCUGUUGAAGAAGGUUCUCAACUGCGAGGUGGUGUGGGUGCAGACCGACUCCUCUGGGUUGGCAAAGCAAGGGAAGCUCGGGAUGCAAGAGGCAGUGCAUCUCGUGAAGUGCGACCACAUCAUGGUGCGGUUAUGGAACUACUACCAGUUCAAGUAUGAGAAUCGGCCCGACUCCGAUUGGACGCGUUCCUAUCCCUUCCUGCGGAAAAGAGAGGCGAUUUUUGCGCAGUUCAAAAGCCAGGGACUGGAUGCAGCAUUGUGGGACGGAAGCAGGAAACUCGUUGGAGACUCAUCGUUGUUCAGAGACAGUCCCCCGUUCAUGGGCUGCGAAGACGACAAGUUGAUCAAGGCGACGAAAAAACUGGUCGAAGAGCAUGCGCUCGCCGAAGGCAUGGUGCAUAUUCAGGGGCAGGACUCAGGGGAUAUGACAUCCAUCAUGCCCUUCGGCGUCGAUCCUUUGGAGGCGCAGAUGAAGGUCGUCGAGUUGGAGAAAGCGGUUGGGAUCACGAAAUGCCACACUGUCGUUCUUGAUUUGAGCGAGCCUGUGGACAUCACACAGUGGACACAACAAGCUUUUGAGAGUUUAAAUGCCCUUCUACAACAUUUGUUCCCUUCGCACUGGACGGUCGUUGCUUUCGUCCCCCGGGAGCACGACUACUACUUCAUGACCAGUCUGCGCCAUUUGUCCGUUGUCAAGGCAAUGGCAGGAAAGUGGGUGAGGAGGCCGCAGCAGAAGAAAAGCUUCGCGGUCGGCAACAACUUGUACUCAAUGGACGACCGCAUGUACAUCCUCUUCAAAGGUGACGACUUGCAAGAGAACACGUUUGUGGUUUACGACGCGAGGUUGGAGGCGGGUGAUGCUGCUGCUCUGGGGGCACAUGUCAAAGUCACACCAACGCACGUCUCGGAGAUGUUGGGCCUUGUGAAUGGCCCCUGGUCAUACCUGGCCUUGGCCCAUCUGCUGGAAUUCGUGUGCAAAAGGGGGGAGGGUGUCAUGUUUCUCGAGAAGGCGCACGCACAAGUCGUGUGGGAGGCUUUGAAGGGCGGUUGCAACGUCAUCUCGUUGGAGGGGAAUUCGGAGUUGCUACAAUACACAUUGGAUUUCCUGAAAGGCGCGGUCAACUCGGGAGCCCACCAUUGCGAGUUUAUUUCGAGGACUGACAAACCACGACACGCUUGGGAGCCGUCCACGGACAUGUGGUUCAAGCUAAGCGAGAGGAAAAGGGACAGGGUAUAUGAGGUCCUCUUCCUGGAGACGCGGCCCAGGAGGGACAGCGACCCUGAGUAUAUUCGAUGCAGGGAGCACAUGUUGGCGUUGCUGGACAACUACCAUGGCGCCUCGCGUUUGAAUGCCAAGAACUUCCUGGACCAGCUGGAGUGUUUGUACUUUGUCGAGUCGGAGCAAGAACUCAGGGUCGCGAUUUACAAUGCAUUGAUUGACACGGACGAAGAGGCAACGACCGGAGUCGUUUUCAACAUGAAUGUUCCGAAGGAGGAUAGCGACAACGAGGAAAUCCACCUGAAUUACCUCCCUGCUCCUGUUCUUCCACCCCCGGGCUCCUCGACGGCAGGUGCAUCGUCAACCCAGGCCACUCCAGCGACGCCCGUUCGCAGGUCCACCCCCGGCAAGACCCCCAGCAAGUUGUUGGCGGAACUCACACCCCGUACUGUUGCCCCGCCUCGCUUGCGUCCAGGGAGUGCAGUCCCGCCGGAACAUCCUUCUUGGAAGGAUGAGUCCAUUCACUUUGAAGGGCACGACCACACUCGUUCCACUGGAGCAGACUGGGGCCACGACAUGAUUUGGCACCUGGGACCGAUCCAGCCUGCAGUCCGUGAAGGGGAGUGGAUAAUGGCCGUCGUGGACUCGGCUGGGCAGUGGGAGCCAUGCUCGCGCCUUCCCAAGUCCGAGUACUUGCAACUCGCAAGCAGUGGUGUGGCGGAUAAAGUGGCGGAAGCGUGGACUGGAAGGUCCCCCCUGCGGUCGCAAGGGAGUGCGAGAGGGGGACCUCCAGGCCCUCCGCGCGGGGGAGGGGGUGGGGGACGCGGCAAGGGGACAGGAAAGGGCGCCGCGUCAGGGGGAUCGGUUGGCACGCAUGACCAAGGCAGAACAUUGGAAAGCGGCAGCCGGGUUGGGUUGUUGAACGUUGCUGAUAAGACGACCGUCGGGGCCAGCAAAUCGGCUAAGUUCGCCGACAUCCGAACUUCUCAUAACGUGGAGCCGCCGCCUUUGGACGCUGCGAAGUCCGUCGACGGCCGCACUGCAUCCACCACACAUUGGUCGGCCCUCCCCUCGACGACUGAUUUCGCCGCUUUCGUUGGCAUCGGGAGAGGCUCGAGUGCAGGUGUUCCGAUCACCGGCGUCAAGUACAAGUCCGCCGCUAUCCGGACAAAGCCUCAUGAGGAGCACAAUGGGGAGCCCGUCCUGCGCAGCGCUACAGGAGCAGAAGUGUCGGAAACGGGUGCCAAAACGAAGUCCGCCGGAAUCCGCACUUCGGUUUCGUCCGGUGCGACGUCCGACGACUUUUCUACGCAGCAAGAGACUGCGUCGGCCGUCGGAGACGGGCAGCCUGCUGAGUUCAAUGCACAGUUGGAUAGCGGGGCGUCGUCUGUCCUCUGCAAUUUGAACUCUGCCGGUAUCCGAACUUGCUGGAGAACGGACCUGCAGUCAGAGGUCGUCGGGCGGGCGGGAGAUGAGACGUGUGCAGGGACAAAAGACUUGUUGACGGGAGUCAACGCGGGGCCGGUGGGAGGAGCUGAUAUGCGCGAGAGGGAUGGGGGGGAGGAAUGGGUACAAGUGGAGGACGGCCAAGAAGAAAAUGAAUGGGAAGAAGGUGGGGAAGGAGCGGAAGGGGAGGACGAACGGCCGGAGGGUGGAGAAGAUGUUGGUUGCGUUCGCGCCAGAGCACGUGGAGCCUGUGGGGGGGUUUUCGGUAACGCGAUUGCGCCUCGAGUCUUGACGGUUAUGGGUGACAUAUCCCGAGGUUUGGUGCCACCUCAUCAUGUUCUAUCUACUUUUGGUGAUGGUCAAGUGAAAAUCACAUCUAUAGAUCUGCUCACCGUUUUGCUUGUCGAUGGGAAGCUCAACGAUGAGGUGGUGAAUUUCUACAUGGCGCUUUUGGGGUCGACUGCAUGCAUGAUACGUCAAACAUCAUCAAGCCUUCGAGUCUUCAGCUUCAGUUCUUUCUUCCUCAGUAAGUUGCAACUUCAUGGACACGGUGGGGUGGAAAGAUGGGCUAAGAAUGUAGAUCUGCUUCACUUCGAUAUGAUCUUCGUUCCGGUGCAUAAAGACAAUGAUCACUGGAUCCUCCUUUCCAUCAAUUUGAGGGACAAUGUCUUCGAGAUUUUCGACUCCUAUCCUCGCGUUAUAGCAGAUUCGCGUUCCUACCUUAGUGUUUUCAAGUUGAUUGUACAGUAYUYARAACGUCAUACCUCACAUGGCCGGUCGCCUAGGAGUUGGGAGUCUAUGGCAGGGAACGUUGUUGUGGAAGGAGUUACGAGACAAGUUGACGGAGCUAGUUGCGAGGUGUUCAUGUUGACGUUUGCAACGCUGUUGCAACGCGGUGAUCGACCACCUUUCGGGUUCUCUUUGAAGAUAUACCUGUAAUUAGACGACAAUUGGCAACAUGUCUUUUGGAACACCAUUAUCUUUGAUUGAUUUUCAUGACUUCUGUACAAUCUUUUGACUAUAUUUCAUUCAUUGACGAUUGUUUUUGCUUAGACAUGACAUUACUCCACUUCCUUUCUCAGUGGAGCUUCGUUCUCUUUUAUUCGCUCAAUUUCGAGUUCUGUUUAGGGUGGUCGUUGUCUGUAUGGUGGCAUUUGUAGACUUUGUCAUCUGCAUCUUUUCUCCUGCGGUAGGACAAAUUCUUGUUGCGUUCCUUUCUCCGAAGCUCACAUAUAAGAACCUAGAGUGUGCAUUACAAUUGAAAUCAUAUGAUAUCCGAAUUUCUUGUGCGGUAUAAUAAAUUGGUGUGCCCAUGCAUAACAACUCCCGAUAAGUGCGUCAAUGUGCAGUUCAUUACGCGACCAUCACUUGCUUUGUGAUUGUCUGUACUGCAUUUAAUAAAUGACUUCGUGUUCAUGUCUGAGACUUCUGUGAAUGGCCUGCUCAAGUUCAGAUGUUACUUGCUAAUAUAAUUAACCCCCUUCUUUGUAUGCAUUUCAUCACAUAGCGAAAUAAGCCCAGAUAUUAUCAAACAUACAUUGCAUCACUUGAAUAAAGUGCAAUAGCGAUG
Chara braunii is the source of this 4425-nucleotide messenger RNA. The record is from the annotation of a GenBank genome assembly. Lineage: Eukaryota; Viridiplantae; Streptophyta; Charophyceae; Charales; Characeae.